Molecule: messenger RNA, 937 nt
Organism: Austrofundulus limnaeus
Lineage: Eukaryota; Metazoa; Chordata; Actinopteri; Cyprinodontiformes; Rivulidae
Gene: txnl4a
Product: thioredoxin-like 4A
Biological process (GO): mRNA splicing, via spliceosome
Cellular component (GO): spliceosomal complex; U4/U6 x U5 tri-snRNP complex; U5 snRNP
Source: RefSeq, a predicted model, not a curated record
UCGCAGUGUGAUGACGUAACCGGUGCGCGGUUUGUUGUCCGUGCUGGAAUAUUCAAGAAAACAAUCCACUAAAGUCUGCUUUAUUUUUUGAAAGAACCUAUUAACUUUUACUGUCAGUUUUUGUCAGCAUUUUAGAUUUAAGGUUAGUUUUCGCCACUUCUGGAUCAAAGAUGUCGUACAUGCUACCGCAUCUCCACAACGGCUGGCAGGUAGACCAAGCCAUCCUGUCUGAGGAGGACCGGGUUCUUGUUAUCCGCUUCGGACACGACUGGGACCCAACAUGUAUGAAGAUGGACGAAGUUCUGUACAGCAUUGCUGAAAAGGUAAAGAAUUUUGCUGUCAUUUACCUGGUGGACAUCACAGAAGUGCCUGAUUUCAAUAAGAUGUACGAGCUGUACGACCCCUGCACCGUCAUGUUCUUUUUCAGAAACAAACACAUCAUGAUUGAUUUGGGCACCGGUAACAACAAUAAGAUCAACUGGAUCAUAGAGGACAAGCAGGAGAUGAUAGACAUUGUUGAAACGGUUUAUCGAGGAGCGAGAAAGGGAAGAGGUCUGGUGGUGUCCCCCAAGGAUUAUUCUACAAAAUAUAGAUAUUGAUCUUUGCUCUUUUUUGUUGCGUUGCCUCUCCUUUUUAAUGUUUUUUUCCCCCUUUGGUGCAGACAAGUGUCUACAGGUAAUAAAAGUCAAGCAAUGUUGUUUAUUUUGAUCUCAUGAGUGAAGCAGGACUGUUUUGUUCUCAGAGGUCUGAAUCAUGUUACUUUGUGUCAUCUGUUUUAUACGUGGAGCUGAGUUGUUUUUCAAAGGCUUAUUUCUGUGAAAUAGGUGUGAAACAGUUUGUGUAAGACUCCAUAUUUAACUGUUGAAUAAACAUGGGUUUCUACAUUUGAAUUUUUUUUCUAAAUGUAUUUUUUAUGCUUAUAAAGAUGACAUUUAAA